Salvelinus fontinalis (brook trout) is the source of this 4744-nucleotide messenger RNA. Its product is annotated as retinol dehydrogenase 10-A-like. Lineage: Eukaryota; Metazoa; Chordata; Actinopteri; Salmoniformes; Salmonidae. The coding region runs from base 505 to 1542 and encodes 345 amino acids. Gene Ontology annotation, cellular component: lipid droplet. Gene Ontology annotation, molecular function: oxidoreductase activity, acting on the CH-OH group of donors, NAD or NADP as acceptor. The transcript is spliced from 6 exons. The record is from RefSeq and is a predicted model, not a curated record.
UAAAAAGCGCAUGAGCCGCUGUUAUGUUAUGAGAGCAUUGCAGGACUGUCACUGCUACGGAUGAAAGGGCGCAACACAGUGGCAGCAUCUACACGCAACUCCGUCCUUACUUCAUUCUAUGCGCACUUGUGACAACUGGGACUGUUUUGCGAGAUCGGGAAGCAACUUGACAAAAUCAGCAACAAGUUUUUUUUAAACAUUUGUUGAGCCUAGCAUUCAUUGAUUCAGUCAAUUUCUGUAUUAUUUUUGCUGUCUUGGAGUAGAGUAAUUUAUUUGAAGAAAAAAAAGAAAUCAGUCCAGUAGACCUCUAUUCUAUUCAGACCGUUUGUUUCAUAAACAACACGGACAAUAUUAGUUUACAGGUCAUUUCGGUAGAUAGCCUAUUUAUCACAACUUUGGCUGCUAUAAUUCAUUUAAACCGCAGUAAAGCAAAAACGGUGUGUGUUUUCUAUACAAUAUUAUCUCCGUUCUCUCAUUAUCUUGCUCAUUGCCAUCGCGUUCAAGAUGAUGAAUUCUAUGGUCAUUUUAGCGGAAUUUUUCGUGGUCAUCUUGAAAGUGCUCUGGGCUUUUGUUACCGCCGGGGCGAAAUGGGUGGUGCGGCCGAAAGAGAAGAGUGUGGCGGGACAGGUGUGUGUAAUCACCGGGGCUGGAAGCGGCCUCGGCCGGCUGUUCGCCAAGGAGUUCGCUAGAAGACGGGCUGUACUGGUGCUAUGGGACAUCAACAGCAAAAGCAACGAGGAGACCGCGGAGUUGGUGAGGGAAAUCUACCGAGAGCUGGACAGUGAAUCCCCGAUGUCCAAAGAAGGAGCAAUAGCAGGGUUAGAGGAGGUGCUUCCGUUCAAGCCGCAGGUGUACACGUACGUGUGUGACGUGGGCAAGCGGGAGAGUGUGUACUCCACGGCGGAGAAGGUGCGUCGGGAGGUGGGCAACGUGGACAUAUUGAUAAACAACGCCGGCGUGGUCUCUGGUCACCAUCUCCUGGAGUGUCCUGAUGAGCUGAUCGAACGCACCAUGCUGGUCAACUGCCACGCACACUUCUGGACCACCAAGGCAUUCCUUCCCAAGAUGUUGGAGCUGAACCACGGUCACAUUGUGACGGUUGCCAGCUCUCUGGGGCUAUUCAGCACAGCUGGUGUGGAGGACUACUGCGCCAGUAAGUUUGGGGCCAUCGGCUUCCACGAGUCGCUGAGCCACGAGAUCAAGGCUUCGGAUAAGGACGGCAUUAAGAUGACGCUGGUGUGUCCCUACCUGGUGAACACGGGCAUGUUCGAAGGCUGCAGGAUAAGGAAAGAAAUCGAGCCAUUCCUGCCUCCCCUGAAGCCAGAGUUCUGUGUAACACAGUCGAUGAGGGCCAUUCUCACUGAUCAGGCUAUGAUCUGCACACCACGUAUAGUAUACAUGGUCAACUUCAUGAAAAGCUUCCUGCCCUUCGAGGCCAUCGUGUGUAUGUACAGGUUCCUGGGUGCUGAUAAGUGUAUGUAUCCCUUCCUUGCCCAGAGGAAGGAGCUGAUGAACAACAACGAGGCUAAGGGGGACAUCUAAGGGGGCGCUGUUGCCGCGGGGCCCAUAACCCUAGAGGCACAAGGAUAAGACCACUGAGGGUGCAUGGAGGAGGAGGAGGAGGAAGAAGAGGAUUUAAAAAGACUGAAUUUAGACUGGUGAACUUGCAUUGAGCAGAAUCAAAGGUCCUCUGAAACGAUACCAGCUGUGUACUACACAAAGGAUUUUACUUCUCUUAGUUUUUUUUUUCCAUAUUGUCUUUUUAUUUUAUUUUUUCUUCUAAGGUUUGUUUAAAGAAACCGAUGAUCUAUAUACUGUGUCAAUAGUUUUUUUUUUAAAUCAUAUGAAAAAAAGGUAUUAACUAUUUACGUAAUGUAGUCACCAACUUUUUAUUUAGUAUCUUUGUGGAAAUAUACAGUAUGUUACUGUACAGUAAAAUCUUGUCACUUUUUAGUUUCUCUUUUAUUUGUAGACAUGCACUGUAAUACUGCCUUUCUCUACACGGCCAAGUCUCUGUAGAAACGGUUCAAAAUGGCAUUUCAUCACCCAGACCAACGUGCAAAAUAAAUUUACACGUACAUGUUAUUCAAUCAUUGCACCAACACCGCUCACGUUUCUCAGCGAGCGUCUGGGUAGCCAGGCGCUAAAAGUAGAACUGCAAAUCCCGCCUCUCCCAUCUCCUCAUUGGUUUUUAGGAGCAUAUAACCAUGUGGGUGAUUGAAAGAUGAACUGAGGUCCAACACUCCAGUCCAGUUGGUGGCGGUAACCGAUUUAGUCCAUCUAUUUCAAACAGUUCAAAUUAGUUGUACCUACCGGCCAUUGAUUUGGGUAAAUGUAUCCGCCAAAAUGUCUCAUUAAUUUAAUGUGACUUGUUUCAGCAGUCUUUAUCACACUUCUGACGUAUUGCUGGCCCUAUCAAUCACCACAUCUUAAGACGUACACUACCGUUCAAAAGUUUGGGGUCGCUUAGAAAUGUCCUUGUUUUCCAUGAAAACAUGAAAUGAGUUGCAAUAUAAAAGGAAAUAUAGUCAAAAUGUUAACAAGGUUAUAAAUCAUUAUUUUUUUCCUUUAAAUAAUAACUGUGUCCUUCAAACUUUGCUUUUGAAUCCUCCAUUUGCAGCAAUUACAGCGUUGCAGACUUUUGGCAUUCUAGUUGUCAAUUUGUUGAGGUAAUCUGAAGAGAUGUCACCCCAUGCUUCCUGAAGCACCUCCCACAAGUUGGAUUGGCUUGGUGGGCGCUUCUUAUGUACCGUAAGGUCAAGCUGCUCCCACAGCAGCUCGAUAGGUUUGAGAUCCGGUGACUGUGCUGGCCACUCCAUUAAAGACAGCUGGUACUCUGACUGCUUCUUCCCUAGAUAGUUUCUUGCAUAGUUUGGCGCUGUGCUUUGGGUCAUUGUCCGGUUGUAGGAGGAAAUUGGAUCCAAUUAAGCCCCGUCCACGGGAUAUGACAUGGCGUUGCAAAAUGGAGUGAUAGCCUUUUCUUCUUCAAGAUCCCGUUCACCCUGUACAAAUCUCCCACUUUACCACCACCGAAGCACCCCCAGACCAUCACAUUGCCUCUACCAUGCUUGACAGAUGGCGUCAAGCACUCCUCCAGCAUCUUUUCAUUUUUUAUGCAUCUCACGAAUGUUCUUCUUUGUGAUCCAAACACCUCACACUUAGAUUCGUCUGUCCAUAACACUUCCUCCCCCCCCAAACUUCCUCUGUCCAGUGUCUGUGUUCUUUUUCCCCAUCUUAAUAUUUUCUUUUUAUUGGCCAGUCUAAGAUAUGGAUUUUUCUUUGCAACUCUGCCUAGAAGGCCAGCAUCCCGGAGUCGCCUCUUCAUUGUUGACGUUGAGAUUGGUGUUUUGCGGGUACUAUUUAAUGAAGCUGUCAGUUGAGGACUUGUGAGGCGUCUGUUUCUCAAACUAGACACUAUAAUGUACUUGUCCUCUUGCUCAGUUGUGCACCGGGGCCUCCCACUCCUUUUUCUAUUCUGGUUAGAGCCAGUUUGCGCUGUUCUGUGAAGAGAGUAGUACAAAAUACACCAUGACAGGGCAAUACACAUGGUGUGGAACAGUGGCAAAGGUACCCACAGGACAAACAGAAUAAUAUUAGUCUGAGGAGAGAUCUUCAGUUUCUUGGCAAUUUCUCGCAUGGAAUAGCCUUCAUUUCUCAGAACAAGAAUAGACUGACUAGUUUCAGAAGAAAGUUGUUUGUUUCUGGCUAUUUUGAGCCUGUAGUUGAACCCACAAAUGCUGAUGCUCCAGAUACUCAACUAGUCUAAAGAAGGACAGUUUUUUUGCUUCUUAAAUCAGAACAACAGUUUUCAGCUGUGCUAACAUAAUUGUAAAAGGGUUUUCUAAUGAUCAAUUAGCCUUUUAAAAUGAUAAACUUGGAAUUAGCUAACACAACGUGCCAUUGGAACACAGAAGUGAUGGUUGCUGAUAAUGGGCCUCUGUAUGCCUAUGUAGAUAUUCCAUUAAAACAUUAACAAUGUCUACACUGUAUUUCUGAUCUAUUUUAAUUGGACAAAAAAAGUGCUUUUCUUUCAAAAACAAGGCCAUUUCUCAGUAACUUCAAUCCUUUGAACGGUAGUGUAAUUCCAAUCAAACCAAUGAACAGCCCUUUUUAUCUAUCAGUGCGUGAUGUGUGUGAGGAGGAACUAUGUCACUAGCUGGUCUGUUUUCACGUCUUAGUUCAGACGUUCAGUAGUCUCCACCAUUUGCAUAAAGUGACAAGUGAAAAUGAAAACUUUGGUUGAUCUGUUUUGUGAAUACUGUACUAUAUUGUCCUUCGUGGAAAUGUUGACUGACACUAGGUUUGCAAAUUUCUGGCAACUUUCCCUGAAAAAAUCCCAAGAUUUUCAAGAAAUUCUGUUAAAAAAAAUAAAAUAAAAAGAUUUUUCCUGAUUUAAAGAGACAGUAAAUCAGAAUUGUCCAACCAGGGAAUUUGGGGGAAGUUAAUGGUCUCCGUAGUUUUUUUCUGCUUGGAUAUUUGAUCAACUUUAGGCGGGAUUAACAGGACUGCAGAGUUUUAUGAAUCGUUGAAAUACAUUCCAGUAGGCGUCAUUCCUUCAGUGAUGAGCCUAAAUUCUCUACCUCUUCAUUUGCCAUUCAUUGACAGUAUGACACAAGCCUCAUUUUGUAAUUCUUUCUUUAAAAAAAAAAAAACUGCUCUUUUAAGCAGAUGUGGUUCUGAUGUUUUUGUGUCUCUCUAACUAACUUAAAAUGAAUAAAGUGAUUUUUAGAUUAUUUGGUUAUUA